Molecule: messenger RNA, 2100 nt
Organism: Arctia plantaginis
Lineage: Eukaryota; Metazoa; Arthropoda; Insecta; Lepidoptera; Erebidae
Source: the annotation of a GenBank genome assembly
AUGGAAGAUAAUUCUUCGAGCGAUGACGAAAUUAAAGACUCCCCUGCUAGUCCCAAAUUGGGUGGAAAAAAGUUAAAAUUAAAUGAUGGGAGUUCGCAGGACAGUUUCCAAGAAACAGUUAUGUCGUCGAAGAAGGAUGAAAAUGUAGACAGUGGAGUCUCUGCGGACAAGUCCGAGAGCACGAGUAGCGACGACCGUGUUGCGGGUGCGUCAGAAGGCCCUUCGAAUGAAGUAGUAAAUGCUGCACCAUCGGGAAGUAAUGUGCGAGCAAUCCUUCUUAAUAUUAGACGUCCAAAAUGUACUAGGCUCUACCGAAAACGGAAGACUCCAGACAGAGACUCAGAUUCUUCUAGAGAUUCUGAUGAUUUAUCCGCAGAAGAGAAUGCUCCAGCUGCAAGGAGCAUUGAAAAUAGUGCAUCAGAAGAUGAGAAUGAUGGUCUCAGAAGACUAGCUGGAUUAGCCCAUUUCCUUAAUCCUGAUAUGGAUUGUAGCAUGUCACACAGUAGCACUAGCUCAAAUGACACCACCUCAAGCAGCUCAGACACAAAUGACAGUUACGAAUCUGACAACAUGAUAGACAUGCCCUCCGGUGAUACCGACACUGAUGAUGAAAACCCACUGUCUCGGUCUAAUGAAGAUGAUGAAAAUGAAGAGAACAAAGGCAAACCACCCGGUGUUCUGCUGAAGACAAGGCCUAAUCAUAGUUAUUUAAUGCUUAGAGAAAUAAUGAAUCGCGAGAUGGGACUGACAUUUCCCAGCGGUAAAACGACCAAAGAGGAUGUAAUGUUUGAGAGGAGGUUUUAUGGGUCUCUACACGCCAUUUAUAGAAUGAAGAAGCUUCACCAUCUCAAUAAACACAGAGGCUGUGUCAACUCUAUAAAUUUUCACCCAGAAGGACACCUCUUAGCGUCGGGUUCAGACGACACGAACGUGGUGGUGUGGGACUGGGCUCGCAACACAGCCAUACAAACUAUAAAGACUGGACACAAAUCAAACGUGUUCCAGAGCAAAUUCCUUCACUUGAACGCUAAGAGUCAGUUGAAUAUAGUCACAUGUGCAAGAGAUGGACAGGUGCGGCUGCUGCAGUGCCACCCGUCGGGCGGCGCGGCGGUGUCGCGGCGGCGGCUCGCCUCGCACUCGCGCGCCGCGCACAAGCUGCACGUGUGCGCCUCCGAGCCGCACCUCGUCAUCUCCGCGGGCGAGGACGGGCUCGUCAUGCAGUGCGACGUGCGGGCCGAGCACGUCUCCAGGCUGUUCCAAGUGAAGGAGCGCGGGCUGCCGGUGGCGCUGUACAGCGUGAGCGGCCACCCGCUGGAGCCGCGCGAGCUGGUGGUGGCGGGCCGCGACCGCUUCGUGCGGCUCUACGACCGCCGCAAGUCCACGCGCCCGCUCGCCAUGUACUGCCCCGCCUUCUUCAACGACCCUAACGCCACCACCGACGAUACCGUCAACGCAAAGAAGAGAUUACGGACCUCGAAUAUGCAUCUCACAUGUGCCGUAUACAACCACGACGGCACGGAAAUACUAGGAUCUUACAAUGAUGAAGACAUAUAUCUAUUUGACACUAAAAACGACGUCUAUGACAAAGAUAACACAAACGAGCUAAAAGAAGGCUUCACACACCGGUACAGCGGGCACAGGAAUAGUGCUACAUUCAAAGGAGUGGCAUUCUUUGGUCCUAAGAGUGAAUUUGUGGUGUCUGGCUCAGAUUGUUCCUACAUAUACAUCUGGGAUAAGAAAACGGAGGCUAUCGUUCAGUGGCUGCAAGGCGAUAUGAAUGGUGUUGUAAAUUGCAUAGAAGCUCACCCUCGAUCUCCCGUGCUGGCCACGAGUGGGCUCGACAAGGAUGUCAAGAUCUGGGUGCCUCGGAGUCAGAACGACCCUACGUAUGAAGGGUUAGAAAGGGUGGUCAGAGAUAACAACACGUCCCAGCUCAGGAGUCCACUGUUCAACGAUUUUUUACCUACACUAUAUAGCGCGUGGCGGGGAGAGAACAGAUUGUUCUCGGACGAUGACAAUGUCAACUUGUCCGAUGAAAAUGUCCCAUUCUCCUACGGCAGUAAUAUUGAGUUUGAUGGCAAUGUGUGCACCACUAUAUAG